Messenger RNA from Sphaeroforma arctica JP610, 617 nucleotides. RefSeq lists its product as hypothetical. Gene Ontology annotation, molecular function: protein binding. The transcript is spliced from 6 exons. Gene Ontology annotation, cellular component: cytoplasm. The record is from RefSeq and is a predicted model, not a curated record. The annotation marks the transcript as partial. NCBI's taxonomy places the organism in Eukaryota, Ichthyosporea, Ichthyophonida.
CUACCGCACUGCGUGUCGCGGGGGCGGCCACUACACAGAUCGCCCAGUGCCGUUCACAACUAGAUUCAGAUGCCCAAGAAUCCUUCAUCGGUCCGCUGUCAAAUUUCCGGUCGACAAAUAUUAAGGAAGUGAAGACGAUGAGGAAACGAGUCGAGACCCGCAGAUUGGAGUACGAUGCGAAAGGUAGAUACAAGGACACCACGCCCAAAGCAAAGGAGGACUUCCUGGAGGCGCAAAUAAGAUUCGAGGAAGCUAAAGAGGUGUGCUACAAAGCCAUGGUGGACCUACAGGACUUCGAGCAAGAGCACUGCGGUCAGCUGCUGUCGUACCUAAAGGGGCAGUUGGAGUUCCAUGAAGCGGCGGCAUCUAUCUUAGCGCCCGCUAUCGAUGAUCUGAAAACGAGAGUUGAAACUCAGGGACCAAGGAAACCGAGAGCAACUUACCACUCUAACAACGCACCCAGCACACCGCCCCUGUACCAGAUACACGCUGGACCUGUCCCGACUAUGAGCUCAGCGGGCCACGCCUCAUCAAACGAAGCACCAUCAACCGACAGAGAUCUGUUCGACGACGAUGAAAGGUGUGAUUUGCAAUUACCGGCGGCACAAUCAAUCUAG